AUGAGCGUAGUGAUGGAGUUGAAGAGGAAGGAGCCUGGUGACGCCGUGGCGGGCGAUGCCAGUAGGGGCAGCGGUGCUGCCGUCCCAAGCCAGAGAGAGGCUCUGCCGCCUGGGGGCGGCGGGGCAUUUUCCCGGGAAACGGCCCGUGAUGGGCGAAAUCACCCGCGGGAAAGCAGCUGGGACAACAUACCGGGAGCGAGUCCUGGGGUUCCAGCGAGAGUGACGACUGGCUGGGCAAGUAGAUCGGGAGCGAAUCCUGUGGGGCCAGCCGGAAUGAGCCCGGGCGUAGGACCGGACCGCGGGGAAGCGAGGGGGUUAAGCCCCCAAGGCUUGGACGGGCAGUUUAUCGGCAAUGCCGAGAAGCACGCACCCGUCGGUGACCCAAACAGGCCUAGCUCGGAGCUGUAUAGCUUGGGCUACACAAGUGAUGAGGUUCAGAGGGGCCUCCAGGCGUUCCACUUUGUGACUACAGCCAUCGUCCGAGAAGCCGACAAGGCAAUCGUGAACAAAUGCGAGACCGCAAAGGAAAUUCUUGCGGAACUCGACAAAGUACACAACCCGGAGUCGCAGGGCUCGAAACAAGCCCUCAUGAAGAAGAUGUUUCGAUUCACGAUCCCCGCACACAGCAACAGCAACCCUGUCGAGCAUCUAUACACGCUCGAGCUGCUGUACUCACGACUGCGGGAAAAAGGGCUCAACGCUGACACACCCUUUGUUCUCGCACACUUUGUCGAUGCCCUUCCACCCGAGUACCAACAAGCCAAAUUCUUGUUGGAGACGGCUACAACUCUGGACCGGGGCGAGAUAAUCAGGGUCGUCAGUACCGUGCACGCGAGCCUCCCGGAGGGGAGGAGGGCCACGAAGGGCCAGCGGAAGGCGGAGCAUGCUUUCCUCGCGAGCGACGGUGGCAACAGGGGCGGAGCGCCCGGCCGCAGCAGCGGCGGCCACAGCAAGGGCGGCGGCGGCGGUGGCAGCCAGAAGGGGAAAGGGGGUGGUCGCAAGGGCGGUGGUGGUGGCAACAGCGGCGGAGGCGGCGGCGGUGCAGGUAGCACGCAUGGUCGCUGCUUCCGGUGCGGAGAGAAGGGUCACCAGUCGGCUGCCUGUACCAAGCCCGAGCCCCUGCGAUGCGAGAAAUGCCUGGGCUACGGACACGACAAGAGCAAGUGCUCGUCCGAGCAGGCGGUGCUCGCGGUGGAGCUGCCGGUCUUGGACGCCACCGCACUGGACGUGGCAGAGGAGGCGCUAGUGGUCCGUGACUUCACAGGCGAGUGGAACAGAGUCGUUGAUCGAGGGGGUGUAGAGCAGGCCAGGCAGGAAAGGUUUGUGGCCGAUACCGGCGCAACCAACCACAUGUUCCCGAGCGCUAACGCGUUCGAAAACUACCAUGAGUGCGAUCGACGUUUGAGUGUCGCCGCAGGGAAGCAAGCCUUCGCCAUAGUAGGCUACGGCGACGUGAGGGUGACCAUCGGUUCUCGCGUUGGGACCACAGACCUGCUGUUGAAACGGGUCGCUCAUGUGCCGGAGCUGAAUUACAACCUCGUGUCCCUCACAGCCCUUUUGAAGCAAACCAAGGGCCGCUUAGCCGCAGACGAGCGUGAGUUGGAGGUGUUCGUUGGUGGGGGGGAGUCGAUGUACUUCCCUCGAUGGGGGGACCUGUUCGUUCAGACUGGUCUCCGCAUAGACUCAGGCAGGGAACUAGCCUGUGCCAUAAUUGCUCCUGGUAACGCGAAAGCGAACCGCACCCCCGUUGACAUCAACGACUUCCACUGCGCGCACGGCCACUCCCACGAGGUGCUGCUGAAGAACACGGCGAAGCAGCAAGGGGUGACGCUGGUGGGCCAGCUCCGGGAGUGCAUGGGGUGCUCGACGGCAAAGGGGCUACCCAAGCCCAUCCCCAACAGGACGUCCACCCGAGCACCGCUGCCUCCCAUUGCAGAGGAGGACGAGGAGCUCACGACUGGGGAGCACGAGGGCGGGGAGGGUGCGUCAUGCCACGGUGGAGGGAGGGCGGAGGGAGAACCUGAGGAUGGAGGUUUCCACCUUGACACGACGGCAAACCCGGGGCCCGCGGAGCCGCCCGCGCGUGAUGCGCCGGCGGCGCCGCCGGCCGCGCCCCAGGAGUCGGGCGCGGGCGACGCUGGCGAUGGCGCCCCCUCGAGCAGGGAGGGCGCGAGCGUCGCCCCAUCUACCACGUCGACCGGGAUGGCCGAUGUGGGCGGCGGCGAGGACGACCGUCGCAGCAGCAGCAGCCGCGGUGGCGGCAGCAGCAGCAGCGGCAGCAGCAGCAGCAGCAGCAGCAGCAACAGCAGCGGUAGCGGCAGUGACAGCGGCAGCGACAGCGAUAGUGACAGCGGCAGCGACAGCUACAGCGGCAGCGACACGGGCAUCCCGGCGCUCCGCGGGCCCGAGGGACGGAAGCUCGCCCGCUUUGGCGAGCCGGCGGAGCUCACCAGCCGCCGACUCAGGGAGAACCCUCGCCGGAACAUGAGGUACGAGUCGUCGCCGUCGCCAACGAGUGCCGAAGGCCUGCUCGCCCGCCAUGCGUCGGAGGCGGGGCUGCCCAUCCUGCCCAUCAACAGCACGACGGAGCACACCCACUGGAUGAUCGCGUGUGUGGUCGACGUGGUGGAAGAGCUAAAGGCGAGGGCAGUGCAAGCGCUGCUGUGCGAGCGCGCGGAGGAGGCCAACAUCGCGCGCCAAGAGGCAGAGGACUUCCUGCUGGGAGCGGAGGACCUCGUGCUCAACUCUCCAGACGCCUUCGCGAGGGCCCUGGCGUCGACCGAGCUGAGUACAGAAUCCCCGAUAGGCAAGCGACCGAAGCGGGAUGACGAGAGUGGAGGGGAAUGGCCGGUGAGGGAGGCCAUCGGCAGCAUGAUGUGGGUGUCGACGUUCUCGCGCCCGGACAUCUCGUUCGCCGUGCGUGCGGUAGCGCGCCAUGCCCAUGCCCCUGCCGAGAGGCACUGGAAGGCGAUCGUGAAGAUCCUCGCCUACCUCAAAGAGACGAGGGACCUCGGGAUCACCUACGAACGGGGAUCGGGGUUGGGGCUGGCGGUGUACGUGGACGCUAGCUACGCCGACGCUGAGGAUAGGCGUUCGGUGUCAGGGCUGGCAACAACGGUUGGAGGGACCGUCAUCAGCCACGGUAGCAAGACGCAAGCUAUCGUAUCUUUGUCGUCUACGGAGGCAGAGUACAUUGCUGCCGGGGAGGGUGUGAAGGAAGCUUUGUUUGUGCGUGCAGUGCUUUCGUUUAUUGCCCCAGAGACCAGUGGCAGCAGCAUUCAGGUCCUUGAGGACAAUCAGGGGGCUAUGGCUUUGGUGCAGAACCCCCUCAGCUCAGCGCGUAGCAAGCACAUCGACGUGAGGUACCACUUCAUUCGUGGAUUGUUCAGGUCGGGGGACAUCUCGAUCAAGUUUGUGUCGACGUCGGAGCAGCAUGCCGACAUGCUUACCAAGGCUCUUAGCAAGAGCAGUCUGCAGUACCACCGGCGCAAGUUGAUGAAUUUGCCGGAGUAG
This is a messenger RNA of Ectocarpus sp. CCAP 1310/34, 3513 nucleotides long. NCBI's taxonomy places the organism in Eukaryota, Phaeophyceae, Ectocarpales, Ectocarpaceae. The record is from the annotation of a GenBank genome assembly.